CUGAGGCUUGCGUUAGCCCUUUUGGCCACAGCCUUGCGUGGGGAAUUCAUGUCGAACUGAUUGCCUCCCAGGACCCCCGGUCUCAUAUUCAGUCUCUGCUUCGGAGGAUAGAGUCCUCUCUCUCCCUCUCAUCCUGAUUUUAGAUAAUGGGCUGUGUGCAAUGUAAGGAUAAAGAAGCAACAAAACUGACUGACGAGAGGGAUGGCAGUUUAACUCAAAGCUCAGGCUACCGCUAUGGGACAGAUCCUACUCCGCAGCACUAUCCUAGCUUUGGUGUGACUUCAAUCCCAAACUACAACAACUUCCAUGCCACAGGAGGCCAAGGACUGACUGUGUUUGGUGGAGUCAAUUCCUCCUCUCAUACAGGGACACUGCGUACCAGAGGAGGAACAGGUGUAACUCUUUUUGUGGCGCUUUAUGACUAUGAAGCAAGAACAGAAGAUGACUUGAGUUUUCACAAAGGAGAAAAAUUUCAAAUACUUAACAGCUCGGAAGGAGACUGGUGGGAGGCCCGGUCCUUGACAACAGGAGAAACUGGUUACAUUCCCAGUAAUUAUGUGGCUCCAGUCGAUUCCAUCCAAGCAGAGGAGUGGUACUUCGGCAAACUUGGCCGAAAAGAUGCUGAGAGGCAGCUGUUGUCAUUUGGAAACCCCAGAGGUACCUUCCUGAUCCGGGAAAGUGAAACUACCAAAGGUGCCUAUUCCCUGUCUAUUCGAGACUGGGAUGAUAUGAAAGGAGAUCAUGUCAAACAUUAUAAGAUUCGUAAACUUGACAAUGGCGGAUAUUAUAUCACAACUCGGGCACAAUUCGAAACUCUUCAGCAGCUGGUUCAGCAUUAUUCAGAGAAAGCUGAUGGUUUGUGUUUUAACUUAACUGUGAUUGCUACGAAUAAUACCCCACAAACUGUUGGAUUGGCUAAAGAUGCAUGGGAAGUUGCACGUGAUUCAUUGUUUCUGGAACAGAAGCUUGGUCAGGGGUGUUUCGCUGAAGUGUGGCGUGGUACGUGGAAUGGAAAUACUAAAGUGGCUAUCAAGACCCUGAAGCCUGGCACUAUGUCUCCAGAAUCCUUCUUAGAGGAAGCUCAAAUCAUGAAGAAGCUAAAACAUGACAAACUGGUCCAACUUUAUGCUGUGGUAUCUGAAGAACCUAUCUAUAUUGUCACGGAGUACAUGAGCAAAGGUGAAGCCAGAGCUGCUGCUCUUGAUAACAAUAUUUUUUCUUUGUUGAUGCUCCUUGGGAAUAUGAUUCAUAGAUUCAUAGAUUUCUAG
Molecule: messenger RNA, 1268 nt
Organism: Tauraco erythrolophus (red-crested turaco)
Lineage: Eukaryota; Metazoa; Chordata; Aves; Musophagiformes; Musophagidae
Source: RefSeq, a predicted model, not a curated record